UUUUUUUUUUCUUUUUUCUUUUUUUUUUUUUUUUUUUAAAGAAGCAUUGAUUCAAUGAACACUUCUUAACUAAAAUGCAAACAAUGAACAAAGACAACCUCAUGAACUUUAAAGUUCUUUCAAGAUACGAUGAUUUGUUUACUGAUAUCUUUUUGGAUAACCUCUAUCUUUGGUUCUCUACCAUCAAAAUGAAUCAUGAUCACCGUAGGCCAAGAGUGCCUAAUACAAAAAUACUAGACAUUAUUCAAAGAGAUAUUCUAGAGAACAAAAAACCACUGGACGCUGUCAAUGAGUUAUUAGCUUUAGAUUAUUUUAAACAUUAUGUUGCUCUCAAGAAUCAAAAGCAAUUACAAGAGUUUAUUCAACACAUGAAACGUUACUUGUACAUGUACAUGCCUAAUGCAGGUUAUGAGAUUGGGGAUACAAGACGGUACGGUGGUAACGGACGUCGUGUAGAAGCAUGUUUAGUAGCUACCAAAGACUGGCAUGUAGGCGAUGAAAUGCGAUUGUUGACUGGCAUGAUUGCCUGUCUAGAUCCAAAGGACGAUGCAGAACUCAAGAAGGGAAAUCGCGACUUUAGUGUCAUGUGGUCUACUCGCAAAAACUGCAGUUGUCUCUUUCUUGGCCCUGCUCGCUUUGCAAACCAUGAUUGUGACUCGAAUUGCAAGUUUAUCUCAUUAGGGCAGAACUCCAUUACAGUCAAAGCCAUCAAAGAAAUCCAAUCAGGAGAAGAAAUCACAGUGUAUUACGGUAAACAUUAUUUUGGAGAAAACAACUGCGAAUGUAAAUGUUCCACUUGCGAAAAGUAA
Messenger RNA from Gilbertella persicaria, 809 nucleotides. RefSeq lists its product as uncharacterized. NCBI's taxonomy places the organism in Eukaryota, Fungi, Mucoromycota, Mucoromycetes, Mucorales, Choanephoraceae. The transcript has 3 exons. Gene Ontology annotation, cellular component: nucleus. Gene Ontology annotation, molecular function: histone H4K20 methyltransferase activity; protein binding. The record is from RefSeq and is a predicted model, not a curated record. Bases 75 to 809 code for a protein of 244 amino acids.